AAGAGUUUUCCUAUUUGUUCGAAGACUAUUUGGAGCAAAUACCACAGGGAAUGAACAUUACUAUACCGGUGCCCGACGUUAUCAAACCCUGUUGUAAAGACGUAUGCGGGGAGACAUGCUUUCCGUGGACCGACAACUUCUUCUCGCUCGAUAAUCCCGGUAUCGGACGCCUAAUUCUGUUAUUCAUAUUCCAGGGAAUAUUCUUCUGGUUUCUAAUAGUUUUGGUCGAAUUAAAUGUCAUCAGAAGCUUUAGAUAUGCAGUGAAUCGGUUGAAGACAUCGAUUUUGAACAAAAUUGGCUCAAAUGAAGACAAAAAGAAUGUGGAGAUGAAUGAGAAGGAGGACGAAGACGUGCGGCACGAAAGCGAACGAAUCAAUAACAAGGAAAAAGCGGCCAAACUCUUCGAAACGGAUGCUAUGAUUAUCAGAAAAUUGACUAAAGAUUACGGCAGUUUCCGUGCCGUCGAUCAUAUAUCCUAUGGCGUCAAACGCGGCGAAUGUUUUGGGCUGUUGGGAGUGAACGGCGCCGGAAAGACCACUACAUUUAAAAUGAUUACCGGCGAUGAGACCAUUUCCAGUGGCGAUAUCUAUGUCAACGGCUGUAACGUUAAGAAUAGCAUACAAGAGGUUCAGCGACAGAUUGGAUACUGUCCUCAGUUUGACGGUCUGUUGGAACAGUUGACGGGACGCGAGACUCUUGUGCUGUUCUGCAGAUUAAGAGGAAUUAAAGAGAAUGAUAUGGAGCGACACAUCCAAGACAUC
Messenger RNA from Medioppia subpectinata, 761 nucleotides. The record is from the annotation of a GenBank genome assembly. Lineage: Eukaryota; Metazoa; Arthropoda; Arachnida; Sarcoptiformes; Oppiidae.